AUGCCGCGAAGGGGUGGCACAUCUGGUAGGCGUUGGAGCCGGCGGGCAGAGGGCCGGAUCGGUGACCGUCACGACCGUCGGUGGAGGCUGGAAGCUACCCUGGAGACACCCAAAGAUCGACAACCCUGUCGUGGCGCUCGUGAUCGAGUUCACCGCGAGACAGACCGCCGUUGCGCCGGAGCUGUAAGGACCAAGGGCGGCCACACACGCCGGAAGGUCGACGAGCAGGUCCAAGCCGUUGACAAGCUGAAGAUCGAUGCAGGGCUGAGGGAGGGCUCCAGGGCAGGAUCCUCUGAGCGUGCGGAGGAGGCAGUCUGCGAUAGGCUGACCGCGGGGGUCGAGGAGGUCGAUGUUCAACAGACAGGCGGCGACGGGGCCGACGCCGAAUGGGCCGAGGUCCAGGAGGCAAGAUGCCGUGACCCCGACCAGGGGGAGGAGGCCCCGGUGAACGACGAUGAAGUCUGGGGGAUCCGAGUGGUUGGCGUGCCGGGCCUUGAUGAGCUGGACGAGACCCGUACUGAAGAUGUUGUGGAGCUGGAGGAACUGGUUCGCAGCGAGGACGUGCUGACAACGGAUGUUGAGAAGGUUCCAGAGGUGGUGGCGAUAGAGCUGGAGCUACUUGUCGAAGAUGACCUAGUUGUUGGAGAAAAUGAGGAGCCGGGCCCAGUGGUGGCGGAGGUUACUGUCUGGCUGGUGGAAGAGGGAAGGUUUGGAGAGGAUGUUGUUGACGAUGGGCUGGCCACGGAGGAGGUAGAAGAGCUGACUCCUGUUGUAGAGGAGCUGGCUGUUCCCGAAGAAAUCGCCGUUGAUGAAGAGCCAGUUACCGAAGAAAUCGAGGAGCCGGGUGCUGUAGCAGAAGAGCUGACUGUCUGGCUAGUAGAAGAGCUAGUCGCCCCAGAGGAGGUAGCUGUUAAGGUUGAGGUUGAGAUUGAGCCGACUCCGGAAGAAGCUGAACUGCUGACUUCCGUGGAAGAGGAGCUGACUGAUGAAGAGGAGAUGAUUGCCGAAGACGUCGAAGAGUUGACUCCAGUGGCGGUGGAAGAGCUGCCUGUUAAUGAGGAACCCGUUGUUGAUGAAGUGCUGGGUAUCGUCGAAGAGAUAGCCAGAGUAGAAGUUGAUGAGCUGACGGACGAAGGAGUUAUAACAGUGGUAGAGGAGCUGCCAGUCAACGAAGAGCCGGCUGUUGACGAAGGGCUGACUGCCGACGAAGCAGAGGUGCUGGACGUCGGGCCAGUAGAGGAGCUGGUGGUCAAUGAAGAUGUGGUUGCUGAUGAAGAGGAAGAAGAGCUGACUUCCUGGGAGCUGGUCGUUUCAGAAGUGCUCACUGUCGAAGAGGAGCUAGUCGCUGAUGAACCGACUGCUGAAGAGGUAGAAAUAGGAGAGCUUGUCUCCUGCGCGGUGGAGGAGCUUCUUGUCGAAGAGAGGCCGGUUUCAGAGGAAGAGCUGGCCACGGAAGACGCCGAAGAGCUGACUGCUCCAGAAGUGCUCACGGUUGACGAAGAGCUUAUGGUUGACAGCGACGUGGCCCCUGACGAGGUAGGAGAGAUGCUUCCCCCAGUUGUGGAUGAGCUGCUUGGUGGAGCAGAAGUAGAACUGCCUAUUGCUGAAGAGCUACCUGUAGCUGAAGAACUACCUGUUGCCGAAGAACUGCCUGUAGGGGAAGAGCUAGCCGUGGGGGAGACAGAAGAGCUGACGGCUCCAGAACUGCUCAAAGUCGAGGAAUCGGCUGCUGAUGAAGAGCUACUUGUUGUCAAGGACGUGAUCGUCGACGAAGGGCUGACUACUGAGGAAGAGCUGGCUACUGAAGAAGUGAAGGAGCUGCUUGUCAAGACCGAGGAAGAACCACUUGUUGCCGAUGAACUGCCCGUUGACGAAGCUGUCACCGAGGAAGAGCUGACCGUGGAGGAGGCAGAAGAGCUGACAGGUUCAGAAGGACUCAAAGUGGUAGAGGAGCUCAAACUCGAAGAAGCACUCAAAGGGCUAGCUGGGGAAGAACUGUCUGUUGCCGGAGAACUACUUGUUGACAAAGAGACAGUUGUCGACGAGGGGCUCGUAAUCGAAGAUGUGCUGAUUACUGAGGACGAGCUGGUUGUCGAUGGAGAGCUGACUAUUCCGGUGCUGGAGGAGCUGGAAAAGGUAACAGCUGAAGAAGUGGAAGUGCUUCCUGUUAUUGAAGAACUACCUGCCGUCGAAGAACUAGCUGUUAAUGUCGUCAAGGAAGAGCUAGCCGUCGAUAAAGUAGAGGAGCUGAUUGUUGACGGUGAGCUGGCUACAGAAGUCGAGCUAGCUGUGGUUAAAGAGCCAGUUGCCGAAGAAGAGCUGACUACUGAGGAGGCGGAUGAGCUGUCUGCUGAUGAAGAACCACCUGUAAUCGAGGAAGAGCUCGUUGUCAAUGUCGUCGAGAAAGAGCUAGCCACCGAGGAAGUGGAGGAGCUGACUACUUGGCUGUUUGAAGAACUGCUUGUUGAAGACGAGCUGGCUGAAGUUGACAAGCUAGUUGCUGAAGGUGAGCUGGCUACCGAGGAAGUGGAGGAAUUGAGUACGUCGCUGUUCAAGGAACUAUCUGUUGACGAAGGGCUAGUUGUCAAUGAAGAGCUGGUUGCCGAUGGAGAGCUGACUAUUCCGGUGCUGGAGGAGCUGGAAAAGGUAACAGCUGAAGAAGUGGAAGUGCUUCCUGUUGUAGGCGUAGAAGAGUUCACUUCUGAAGUCGAGGAAGAAGUGGCUGCCGGCGAAGACGAGCCUGAGCUCGAGGAGAUAGAAGAUGAGAUGGAUGGAGUAAUUGAAGAGGUGGUAGACGGCGCAGAGGAGCUUCCUCUUGCCUCCGAACUUCCCGAUGAGCUGAUGGAGCUUGUUGUUGAAGAGGCGGACGAGGUAACAAAUGAUGCUGAGGAGCUUGGCGGACUUCCAGAUGAGUUGGCGGAUGAGGUGGAAGAGCUAGCGGUCUGUAGAGAGGAGGUAGAGGAGCUUCCCGCUGAGGAGCUGACGGAUGAUGUGGAAGCGCUUGCAGUUGAAACGCUAGAUGAGGUCGCGGGCUGUGCGGAUGAGCUUGUUGUUGAGAUCCCGGAAGAUGUGCCAGUGGAUGAUGUGGAAGCACUUGCAGUCGAAGCAUCGGACGAGCUCACUGAUUGUGUGGAGGAGCUCCCCGUUGAAGUUCCUGAAGAUGCGCUGGCUGGUGACGUGGAGGAGCUCGUUGGCGGCGGUCCUGAAGUGGAACUGGUGGAUGUUAUGGAAGUGCUGGUAUCCGAGGGGGCGCUGGGAAGUAUAGUCGACGAGGUCGUUGAAAGCGACGUGGAAGCCGUGCUGGUGGACACCGACGAAGAACCGACAGGUACGGAACCGGAGGACGUGCUGGUGGAGAUCGUGAUAGAGCUCACCGAUGACGUUGCGGAGGAUGAGCUUGUGGAUAGCAACGUAGAAGAGCUUGCGGACGAACUCGCGGACGGUAUAGAUGAGCUCGCCGAUGUUGUUCCCGAUGAACUAAUAGAUAAUGUCUCAGAGGACGUGCUGGUAGAUAGUGUAGAAGAGCUUCCCGAUGUUGGUCCCGUGGAUGAGCUGACACUGGAUAGUGUAGAAGAGCUUCCUGAUGUGAUGUCUGAGGAUGGACCAACUGUGGAAGGUGUAGAAGAGCUCGUCGAUGAGGUCUCAGAGGCUGGGUUGAUGGCAGAAGAUGUUGAAGAGGUUACAGAUGGACUAACAACCGAAACUGAAGAGCUCGUUGAUGCGGAUCCGGAGGAGCUGCCAGUACUUGGGCUGGACGAGCCGGCAGCUGAAGAGGUCGAUGAGCUAACGGUGACGCUUCCGCUGCUGCUUACCACCGUGGUAGACGUGGAUUCAGUGAUGACGGUAGUGCUGCCGGUGCCGGUGCUCGUGGGAGAAGCUGUUGAUGUAGACCCACCAGUUUCGCUAGUCGACGUCGUAGACGAGCCUACGGCGGAAGAGGAACUACUUGAAGUCGAUCCUGUAGUAGGUGAACUGGUUGACAGGGUGCUCCCAGUAGAUGACGUUGUCGUGACGACCCCAGAACUGGUUGCCUCGGUUCCAGUUGACGAGCUUGUAGAAGAUGAGAUCAAGGAGUUGGGGAGCAGGCUCGUAGUGGAGGUUGAAAUCCCGGGAGAGGAGGACGGCUGGCUCGUGGGUGUCGAGAUGGUGGAAUCAGAAGGCCCGCUGGUAGACUCAGAGGUCCCCGAAGACGAGGAUGACUGGGUCGCGGAUGUUGUGACAGAGUCCGGGAACACAGUGGUAAGCGUGGAGGUCCCCGACGAAGAUGUCAGGGUUGUGAGUGUUGUGAAUGAGUUGGGGAAUACACUGGUUGUCGUGGAAGUUCCCGAGGAAGAAGGCGUUCUGAUGGUAGAGUCAGACACUACGCUGCUAGACGUUGAGGCUUCUGAAGGUGAUGAUGACUGCGUUGUGGUUGUGGAUGAUAGGAUGGAGUUAGGCAGCGCGCUAGUGGAUGUGGAGAUGUCUGACGAGGAGGUUGGCAGGAUAGUUGAGUCGGACAACACACUGCUAGACGUCGAGGCUUCCGAAGACGAUGAUGUCUGCGUCGUGGUUGUGGAUGAUAUGAUGGAAUUAGGAAGCGCGCUGGUGGAUGUGGAGAUCCCUGAAGAAGAGGAUGAUGUGAGAGUUGUAGAAGUCAAGGUAGUCAAAUCGGUCGAUGCGCUGCCAGACGUAGAGGUUCCCGAGGAGGAGGAUGGCUGUUGUGAGGUUGUGAGCGUGGUGACGGAGUUAGGCAAGACACUAGUAGACGUAAAGACGUCUGAAGACACGGAUGACUGGGUCGAUGAAGUCGAAACAGUGGAUGCAGACAAAUCGCCGCCAGACGUCGAGGUUCCUGAAGACGAAGAUGUCUCUGUUGUAGUCGUGAGUGUUGUGAUGGAGUUGGGAAACACACUGGUAGACGUAGAGGCUUCCGAAGACGGAGAUGACUGGGCUGUGGAUGUUGUGAUGGAGCUCGGGAUCACGUUGGUGGACGUUGAGGCUUCCGACGAGGAGGAUGUCAGGCUCGUUGAUGUCGAGAUGAGGGAGUUAGGAAGUCCGCUUGUGGAAGUGGCAGUUCCGGAAGAUGACGAUGACUGGAUUGUGGAUGUUGUAAUAGGGUCUGGGGACACACUAGUGGAUGUUGAAAAUUCUGAGGAGGACGUCUGGCUUGAUGUUGAGAUAAGGGAAUUAGGAAGCCCGCUGGUGGAUGAUGAGACAUCUAAGGAGGAGGAGGAUGUCAGGCCUGUGGAUGUUGAGAUGGGAGAAUUAGGAAGCCCACUAGUGGACGUUGAUGAGUCUGAGGAGGAUGACAGGCUUGAGGUUGAGAUGAGUGAGUUAGGAAGCCCGCUGGUGGAUGAUGAGACAUCUGAGGAGGAGGAGGAUGUCAGGCCUGUGGAUGUUGAGAUGGGAGAAUUAGGAAGCCCACUAGUGGACGUUGAUGAGUCUGAGGAGGAUGACAGGCUUGAGGUUGAGAUGAGUGAGUUAGGAAGCCCGCUGGUGGACGUUGAUGAUUCUGAGGACGUCAGGCUUGAUGUUGAGAUGAGAGAAUUAGGAAGCCCAGUGGUGGAUGUUGAGACAUCUGACGAGGACGUUAGAGUUGUGGAAGAGUCUGAAGAUCCACUGGUAGACGUUGAUGAUUCUGAGGAGGAUGACAGGCUUGAGGUUGAGAUGAGGGAAUUAGGAAGCCCAGUAGUGGAUGAUGAGACAUCUGACGAGGACGUCAGAGUCGUGGAAGAGUCUGAAGAUCCACUGGUAGACGUUGAUGAGUCUGAGGAGGGCGUCAGGCUUGAGGUUGAGAUGAGGGAAUUAGGAAGCCCACUGGUGGACGUUAACGAGUUAGAAGACGUCAAGCUUGAUGUUGAGAUGAGAGAAUUAGGAAGCCCGCUGGUAGAUGACGAGACACUUGAAGAGGAGGACGUCAGGCUUGAUGUUGAGAUAAGGGAAUUGGGAAGCCCGCUGGUGGAUGAUGAGACAUCCAAAGAGGACGUCAGAGUCGUAGAAGAGUCCGAAGAUCCACUGAUGAAGGUUGACGUCCCUGAUGAAAACGAUGCCUGGCUUGUUGAUGUGGAGAUGAGAGAAUUGGGGAGUCCACUGGUAGUAGUUGUGGCUUCUGAAGAGGUAAGGGGGUUGGUAAGUCCGCUGGUGGACGUCGAGACAUCUAAAGAGGACGUCGGGCUCGUGGAUGUCGAGAUGAGAGAGUUAGGAAGCCCACUGGUGGACGUUGAGCCUUCUGAAGAGGACGUCAAAGCUGUAGAAGUCAAGACGACAGAGUCCGAAGAUCCGCUGGUGGAUGAUGAGACAUCCGAGGAGGAGGACGUCAGGCUUGUUGAUGUAGAGAUAAGAGAGUUAGGAAGUCCACUUGUAGUCGUUGAGGCCUCUGAAGAGGUAAGGGAACUGGAAAGUCCGCUAGUGGACGUCGAGAUGAGAGAGUUAGGAAGCCCACUUGUGGACGUUGAGGCUUCUGAAGAGGAGGAUGUCAGGCUUGUCGUAGUUGAGAUGAGGGAGAUAGCAGAGUCCGAGGAUCCACUGAUGAAGGUUGACGUUUCUGAGGAAAGGGAUGCCUGGCUUGUAGACGUGGAGAUGAGCGAGUUAGGAAGCCCGCUGGUAGACGUCGAGACAUCCAACGAGGACGUCGGGCUUGUUGUAGUUGAGAUCAGGGAGUUAGGAAGCCCGCUGGUAGAUGUUGAGACAUCCAAAGAGGACGUCAGGCUUGUUGAUGUCGAAAUAAGGGAGUUAGGGAGUCCACUAGUAGACGUCGCAGUUUCGGCAGACGACGAUGACUGGUCUGUAGACGUCAAGGUGAGUGAGUCGGGAGAUGCACCAGAGGAUGUUGUGACUUGGGACGAAAACGUCGUCUGGAAUGAGGAAGUUCCGGAUGUCGAUGUCGAGAUGAGGGAGUUGGGAAGGAGGCUUGUAGACGUAGAAACAUCUGAAGAGGGGGGUAUCUGGAUGGUUGACGUCUCGGACGUCGACGUCGAGAUGAGGGAGUUGGGAAGCGCGCUAGUAGAUGAUGAGACUUCUGAAGAGGGGGGUGUCUGGAUCGUGGAUGCCUGA
This is a messenger RNA of Colletotrichum higginsianum IMI 349063, 7032 nucleotides long. RefSeq lists its product as uncharacterized. The coding region runs from base 1 to 7032 and encodes 2343 amino acids. The transcript is spliced from 9 exons. Lineage: Eukaryota; Fungi; Ascomycota; Sordariomycetes; Glomerellales; Glomerellaceae. The record is from RefSeq and is a predicted model, not a curated record.